AUGCCACCAUGCGUAGUUUUGCAACACCGACCUGCAGCGUGGAUAACCAAGAAGAGACAACUGCCACUGUCCAUCUUUGCCGCAGCUGUGCUGACCAAAGAAGGACUCUUGGAAAUGAAGGACCUCAUAUUCAAAGACAGCGAUAUGAUGCGAGAUCCCAAAGACCCUGUAUCUGGCGCUCUGCUGGGCUGCUACGACGUUAUCGGUGGGAUAACGCUCGGGCUAGCGGCAGGCCCUAUAGAACUAGGCAAGCAAGCCAGUCCCCUGUUGAAGUCGUCCAAUCACAGCCGCAAGAAUUCAGAGGCGCAGAUGGAAAAGUCUGAUGCGGCUACGUCUGCCAGUACGAAGAGCAUACCGCAGGCUGCGGGCAAAGUCGCGUUAGGCGCCGCAAAAGGCCUCGGCCGCGUCGUCACGACUGGGCUGAAGAGCCCGGCACUCAUCAUGCACAGUGUCACGCGGGGCUUCCAUAAUCUGCCAAAGGCAUACGGCGAGGAAGUGCGAGUAUACGAAAACGUAACUGGGCUGAGAAGCGGUCUGCUAGUCAGUGCCAAGAGCUUUGGCCAUGGUCUUGGCGACGGUCUUCGAGAUUUCGCUACGAAGCCCAUUGAUGGGGCCGAGAAAAACGGAAUCAUUGGCUUUGGCACCGGCCUAGCGACAGGCAUUGCCAAUUUGGCCUUCAAGCCUACUGCAGGCGCGUGUGGGCUCGUGGGAUACUCGUCGGUGGGGGUGUACAAGUCGAUUCGAAAGAUCGGGGCUUCCAAGAAAGAGAACCCGGCAGACGUGGCAAGGAAACUGGGUGAAGACGAAUAUCAGCAAUCGACUGAUGCGGAUAGGCUAUUCGUUGUACGACUUUGGUGUCAGAUUCAGAUGCGCAUGCGGAUAGACUAG
Messenger RNA from Exserohilum turcica Et28A, 888 nucleotides. RefSeq lists its product as uncharacterized. Bases 1 to 888 code for a protein of 295 amino acids. The transcript is spliced from 3 exons. Lineage: Eukaryota; Fungi; Ascomycota; Dothideomycetes; Pleosporales; Pleosporaceae. The record is from RefSeq and is a predicted model, not a curated record.